AUGGAGAGAGUUUUGAAGAAAGCUAAAAAAAAGAUCUCAAACAUCACCCAAGACUUCAAUAUAUUCUCAAAUGUUGUUGAAGAUAAAGCCAAAUUGUUCUUCAACAAACUGAAAGGUAAGUCACCAAUACCGUUGUCAUGUCUACUCCAACAAUACAAUAUAUCUCCAGGCAUAUUUCCUAGAAAUAUACGAUAUUAUGAAUUUGACGAAACAAAGAGCAAGCUUGUGGUGUACUUGACUUCGCCUUGUGAGGUGAAAUUUAGUGACUCGUCUAUGGUAAGAUAUGCAACUCGGGUAAAGGCAACCUUGUUGAGAGGCAAACUUAGUAAUGUUGAAGGAAUGAAGACAAAGAUUCUAUUUUGGCUCAAAGUAACAUGCGUAAAUUUCGAUUACUAUAAAUCUAAUAAAGUAUUAUUCACUGUACUUCGGAUCAAGAUCUCAAGACCCAAAGAUGUUUAUGACCUGCCUUGGUAUGGCAUGAGGGUUGAUAAAUUUUAA
Molecule: messenger RNA, 498 nt
Organism: Impatiens glandulifera
Lineage: Eukaryota; Viridiplantae; Streptophyta; Magnoliopsida; Ericales; Balsaminaceae
Exons: 3
Coding region: 1-498 (165 amino acids)
Source: RefSeq, a predicted model, not a curated record